Messenger RNA from Cuscuta campestris, 1229 nucleotides. NCBI's taxonomy places the organism in Eukaryota, Viridiplantae, Streptophyta, Magnoliopsida, Solanales, Convolvulaceae. The record is from the annotation of a GenBank genome assembly.
CGCACAACACAAUCCCACUCGAAUGACCAAUCCAAGACAAUGUUUCUCUAUACGUGUAGUACGCCCAUAUCCUAUGUCAAUAAAGAAGCAUGCCAACACUGCAAAUUGCUAUCCAAAGAAAAUCAUCUUGGAAAAAACUUAAUUAGUUGUGGCAUGAUUGUUUCUUAGGAUCAUCCUGAAACCCUUGGUUGCCACCCAAACUCAUCGGCGAGCUCGUACAGUCACCUCUAGUAAGCUCAUCCGGCCAGUAACGGUCUUGCAAAUUUUGUCCAGAUCCGUCUUUGUUGUUGUGGUGCUGCUUUGUUCACCAAAGAAGCAGCAGUACAUUUAGUAAAUCAAUGUGCUGCCAUCUACCAAAUCAAAACUUGGGAGAGUUUAUUUUGAGACAUCUACGGCCUCUCGGUAUCAUGGUAUGACUCUCAACCUCUGCGAUUGGUUAGUUGAUAGUGGGCCAUUUCACCACAUGGCAGAAGAACCCUAAAAGAGGCAUUUAUCGGCUCCUUUAAACUCUCACUCUCGCAUCUGAGGCCGCCCUGCCGCCAAUUCUUCCUCUCAUUAGGACUCAGGACUCGUCGUCAUCCUUGCUAAAAGAUGGUGAGGAUUAGCGUGCUGAAUGACGCCCUCAAGAGCAUGUACAAUGCCGAGAAGAGGGGGAAGAGACAGGUCAUGAUCAGGCCUUCGUCAAAGGUGAUUAUCAAGUUUCUUAUGGUGAUGCAGAAGCAUGGAUACAUUGGGGAGUUUGAGUAUGUCGAUGAUCACAGAUCUGGAAAGAUUGUGGUUGAGCUCAAUGGGAGGUUGAACAAGUGUGGAGUCAUCAGUCCCCGCUUUGAUGUUGGCGUGAAAGACAUUGAAAGUUGGACUGCAAGGUUGCUUCCAUCAAGACAGUUUGGAUACAUUGUGCUGACUACUUCUGCCGGAAUCAUGGACCACGAAGAAGCCAGGAGAAAGAAUGCCGGUGGAAAGGUUCUCGGUUUCUUCUACUAAUAGGCUUCUUCUUAUCGAGAAAGAUAUAUGUUGCCUUUUGUGAACUUUCUUUGCUUAUGCAUCCCCCCUUCCUCCAGAAUAUUUAUUUUAAUGCUUGCUUUUUUAGUUUUGGUUUUCUCUUCUCCCCCAUGGGUUGAGUAGAUUUUGGUGCAUCAUAUCUUCUCAGAAAGAUUAUAUUGUUCACUUUUGUAUUUUGAGUUUUGCAGGAUUACAAUCCCACCCUCCACAUCUAUUUAUAGACCUUU